This is a messenger RNA of Symbiodinium sp. CCMP2592, 1320 nucleotides long. NCBI's taxonomy places the organism in Eukaryota, Dinophyceae, Suessiales, Symbiodiniaceae. The record is from the annotation of a GenBank genome assembly.
AUGCUCAACCUGAAUAAAGAGAUUACAGAGCUCUACGAGGGGAUUGAGAAGGAGCUCACCUUGCAGGACAACCAGAGCUAUGCACCGAGGACGUUGGAAAUCUGCCGCAGCGGCCACUCGAAGGGCUGUGUGAAGCCAUCCCAUCUCCGGCGCUUGCUGAAGGAGGCCGAGCAGCCCGUUAUCAUCAAAGGUUUGGCAGAAGGAUGGCCGAAGAACGGGUCUUGGAGCAAGGAGCGCGUCUUGCAAGCGCACGGCGCUGUCGGCGUGACAGUCAGCCUGGGCAGUCUCUAUCCAGCGGAGGGUGGAUUUCCCAAGCGAAGGGUCAAGGUGGACCUGAAGGACUUGGUUCAACGAUUUCUUCCUGACAGCAGGUUUGUGGCCUUCGACAAGGUGACAAAAGCAUUGCUUAGAAGAGCCUUGGGCACUGAGCCGCAACAACUGCUGGACAGGAUGGAGGAGGACAUAGUUCCGGUUCUGUCGGCUGGAGGGCCGAGGUCGGGAAUUCCCUGGCACACACACGCGGAGAGCUACCUGCUUUGCUCGGUGGGCACGAAGCGAUGGUUCACUUUUCCUCCUGGCACUACCGGCGCCAAGCAGCGCGGGCAUCCCUUCCUCGGCUCACUGAAUUGGACCCGUGUGGUCUUGCCGAGCCUGCUGCCAGAAGAGCGCCCCAUCAGCUUCGUGCAACACCCGGGCGAUUUCGUGUAUCUUCCUGCUGCCUGGCCUCACCUCACACUGAACCUGGACGAUUCCCUUUGUUUGGGAUGGCAGAACUGGCUCGAGGACAAGGACGUGCAUCAACUGAUCAAGGGCUGCUCUGCUGCUGCUCCCAGUGAUCCAGAUGCCUGUACCUUGCUCGGCGAGAUCUGCAAUGACGGCUACUGUCCCUUUAGUCGGCAGCAGGCCGAGUUUUUCGACGACGCCUUAAGAGCCUCGCCUUUGCAUCUCGCUGCGGCCGGCCAAGCUGCGCAGUUCGACCAGUCAAGGGUCGAGGAGCUCGCAGUACUCCUCGUGGAGCAGGAGGAAGAACUACUUCAAGAUCCCUUGGUUGACAAUUUGACCUUAGCUUAUGGCUGGAUUUUCUUGGCCCAGACCCUCUACAAUACAGGAGGAGACAAAGACAUGGCCGACGCCUUUCUGACCCGCGUAGGCCGCCUCGUGAAGAAUGAGGAUUUGGCUAUGGAGGCCUUGGCCCUCUAUGACAAGACCAACGGCACCAAAUCGUUUGAUUACGCGAAUGACUUCAAUGAGAGCAAUGCAACCGUAGAGCGGCGUGAGAAACGAGAGAAUCAGAAGACCAAGCGCGGCAAAGGCGCAUGA